GCUGAUUGGCUGGCCGGGCUGCCCGCUGUUAACCAGCCAAUUGCCCGAGCACUGCACAGAGGGAAAAAAAAAAUCUGCAGGCAAUGUCAAACAAAACCUCAUACUUGCCCUAGAAAAACAACCAUCAAAUAAACAAAUGGUAACGCGGCGACACUGUGUGCGAUGCGUUUAAAGGCACCAAACUGCAGAAAGAAAUCCAUUUUGUAUUACAGAAUAAUACUCAAUUUUAUUGUUCGAAGGCAGCCAAGAAUGGCAGUUAAUCUGUUGAAUAAUUUCCAAUUUAACAGAGUAAUCAAUCAAAUAAAUCUGAAAUUAAUCUAAUUUGCGAUUAAUCCACGAAUCCUAACACCAUCAGUAGCACCGAAACACGAUCACUGACAGACUGAUCCGUCAAAUAAUUCUGCGAUUAAUCGAUUAAAUCUGUCAAAUAUGAGAUUGGUCUGAUUUGCGAUUAAUCUAUGAAUUUGGGCCAAUUAGUUAAUGAAGUUUGCCUGAGCACUGUUCAAUUGACAGGGUUCCGUAAUGUAAAAAAACAAAACAAAUUUCCAAGCUUUAUUUGUUAUUAACGUGAUUUAUAAUCUGUGAAACUCGAUUUAACAUUUUUGGGUGUGGGUAAGCGGAAGAAUCAGGAAGAUAUUGCGGUUCCACAAGUGGCACACCCUAUAACUGGGGAAGUGGUUGUAUGUAAACCUAACCAAUCACAUUCAAGCUCACGUUCACCUGCUACCAUUUGAAAUGCUUGGGUUUGAGCUCAAAUAAAGCCCAGUGGUUCUAGCAGGCUUUUCCUGUAAUUUUUUUUUAAGUCGGCACAAAAACCUGGUAUUAAAUUGUCAUUGUAUUAAUCCGUGAAGAAAAUUGAGCUCCAUAAUUAAAGUGGUACAAGACUACACUACAUUUAAAUAACUCACUUAUGCAUUUAAAGAAACCAUUUUACCAUAAUUUUAGGACUACAGUAUAAGCCGCUACUUUUUCUCCCUCAUUUUGGUGAAUCCUACGGUUUAUAGUCCACUGGGGCUUAUUUGUUGAUUCAUUUGGGUUAAUGGGCAACACUUUGACAGCGGCGUCAUAAGGACGUCAUAAUUAUGGCAUGACACUAUUAUAGACAUAAGUUUUAUUCAGCAAAUUAUGUCCCUAACCUUAUUUAUGUCCAGCUCUGCUCUUUAACAUCCAUUCAAAAGUGAGAUAAUUUGCCGGAUGACACAAAAUAACAUUUGUCAUAAUCAUUAAAUAAUGCUCAUGUCAUAAUUAUGAUCGUGUUAUGACAGUCUUAUGGUGCCACUGUCAAAUAAAGUGUUACCAAAUACCUUAACUAGCAAUUAAUGAAACAACUGGGACAGUAACUGAAGCAAUAUUUCGCACAGAACAUUAAUUUUGAUUAUUUACAUCUGUAGCGCUGCAAUGCAUGCUAAGAGGCAUGUUGGAUAACAACAGUGUUGACAGCAGGUGGCAGCAGAGGUUGAAUGUCUCCCCAAAUUGCCAAAUGAAGCUUCUUGAAAGAAAUUUUGCAGCCUCUUGGUCAUCUGUCAUAAUCAUUCAUCAAUGCUCAUGUCAUAAUUAUGAUUGUCUUAUGACAGACUUAUGGCAUCACUGUCAAUAAUAAGUGUUACCAAAUACAAUAACUAGCAAUUAAAGAAACAACUGGAACAGUAACUGAAGAAAUAAUUAGCGCAGAACAUGAAUUUUGGUUGUUAUUUACAUCUGUAGCGCUGCAAUGCAUGCUAAGAGGCAUGUUGGACGACAAAAGUGUUGACAGCAGGUGGCAGCAGAAGUUGAUUGUUUCCCCUAAGUGGAGCAGUGAUGGCCAAAUGAAGCUUUGCAGCCAAUUGGUUCAUAGCUUCAUGGUGGUUCAUUUGGUCUUAUGACAGUCUUAUGAUGCCGCUGUCAAAUUAAGUGUUACUGGUCGAUAUCUUUUGGUGUAAAUAUCCCAUAAUACAGUGAGGACAUCUGCGGCUUAUAGUCCAGUGCGGUUUAGCUAUGAACAAAUGCUCUUUCCGUGUCAAAUUUAGUUGGUGGCCGCUCAUAGUCAGGUGCGCCUUAUAGUCCGGAAAUUACGGCAAUUUGUUAUGUAUAAAAAUAAAUAAAUAAAUGCUUGGCGAUUCUAAUGUGGAUUGGCAGGCAAUGUCACACAAAACGUUUUACUUGCCUCCCCCGCGACAAAGGUAAUUUGAUAAACGUCAACUCCAACGUCAAAUGACGUUCGCGAUGGGAAAAGGCACAACUGGAUUUGUUUACGAUGAUGAAUGUAUUAAAGGCACCAGUUGCCAGCGAAUAUCGAUACACUAUCUAAACUACAUACACUUAUAGGACUUUAGCAGUUUUAAAACCAUUUAAUAGUUGUCGGAGGCUUUGUAAGGACGUUUUAUUCACAUUUCCGAGGGGAUUUUAAUUAGUUAUCAUUGAACGUUUGUUUGGUCAACGCUAAUAGACGGCAGAUUCGUCACGUGCGUGUUGAGGCGGUUAAAUCGAUGCGGGGAAAUACACAGUGCUAAUUACACGCACAAAAAAAGUCGCAAACGUACUACAUUUUGUGUAAUGGGGAUGUUGCUAGCGUAUAAACGAUAAACAACGUUUUUGUCUUUGUUCAAGCAAGGAGCGGGUUGGAAGUUGUCGUGGCGAAAGUGCGCCUGUCGUUUCGACGUGGGGCCAAAGCCUAAGCUAGGCUAAGCUAAGCGCUGUAUUGUGGGAGAGACAGAAAGAAGCUACCGUACUCUAGCGAAGCUUCACACAGCAGCACAGACUCGAGCAGCAGCAACACAAUAUGUGCGGGCUCUCGCUCAAAAAGGAGCCACUUGCACUCUUCUUCCAGCUAAAUCAUGUAAUAUAAGCGGGGCUAAAAGCCAUUUCCCUUUAUCUCAGCGAUUCGACAAGAAAGGAUCCUCGAUCGAGGCGAAACAUGUCCAAGCCGGGGGAGAGAAACAAAUUGUACGAGGACCAUGGCAGAAAGCAGAGUUCAACGUUGGCCAACGGCACCGACAGUCACCCCGGCUCGGCGGAGAAACGGAGUCACCACUGGAGAAGUUUCAAGAUGAUCAUCGACCCGGCGCUUAAGAAGGGAUCGCACAAGCUGUUUCGCUACGAUGGACAUGCUUUCAACAUGCCCAACCCGGGCUUUCCACCGGUGGAAAGCGUCCGAGACCCGAGGAUUGGGCUUCUUUGGACCAAAUACAAGGAAACGGACUUGCCGGUGCCCAAGUUUAAGAUUGACGAGUAUUACAUCGGGCCGGUGCCCCCGAAGGAGGUGACGUUUGCCCGCUUGAACGACAACAUCCGCGAGGGCUUCCUGACGGACAUGUGCAAAAAGUUUGGCGACAUCGAGGAGGUGGAGAUCCUGUACAACCCCAAGAACAAGAAGCACCUAGGCAUCGCCAAGGUGGUCUUCGAGAGCGUCAAAGCCGCCAAGGUGGCCGUGCAGAUGCUCCACAACACAUCCGUGAUGGGAAACAUCAUCCACGUGGAGCUGGACCCAAAAGGUGAGAAUCGCCUUCGGUACUUCCAACUCCUGAUGAACGGAAGCUACACGCCGCGGACACUGCCCGUCGGCGGAGAGGAAGCCAGAGAAGUUUCUCCUCGUAGCCUGGCUGAAGCUUUGUUGGCAUGCGAGCCCAUCAGGCGGUUGUCGGAGAGCAGCCUGUCUUCGGCGGCAGGCUCGUUGCCUCCGAGCGGCGGCGCCUCCACCACGCCGCUGUCCAUGGAGACUGGGUACUCCAGCGUAAGGCCGGACACGCCCCAGUCCCAGGGGACGCCACGGCAAACCGGCACCCCCUUCUCCCAAGACUCCAGCUACUCCAGUCGCCAGUCCACCCCCGCGUACCAGUCCGGCCGGGCGGAGAACUCCGGGGGAUACAAGUCGCGGAGGCACGAGAGCAAGUUUCAGGACGCGUAUAAUCGCAGACCGGAGAGGCCGCAGUACCGCAGCAACAUGUACCGGAGUAGCGCCGCGUCUGAGCCGGCAUCCUUUAAGCAGCACCACCUUACCCCUCCCGAACCUCAGCCCGCGACUCCCUCUUUCUCUUACACUGCUCCUCCCCCAGCGACGCCCAACUUCAAGUCUGCUUUCUCGCCUUACCAGGCGCCCUUGCCUCCCGCCUUCCCCCCAUCGGAACCCGCCUUUCACCACUCGUCCCAAAGGGACAGCGAGUACCAGCGGCCCCCUCAGCCCCCUCCGACUGCCCCUGCUGACUUUUUGCCCUCCAAGGAUAGACCGGAAACCCCUCCCAUCCCAGAGCCCCCGCCGGAACCGGGACCCCGCCCCGGCACGCCUCCUCCCCGGACUCCCGAGCGAUGCCCGUCGCCCGGCUCGCCCGCCGCCGAUCCGGAGCGCAACAGCCUGGACUCGCGCAUCGAAAUGCUCCUAAAGGAGAAAAGGACUAAACUGCCUUUCCUGACGGAGCGAGACUCGGACACCGAACUGCGAAUGGAGGGAAGUCCCAUUUCUUCCUCUUCCUCGCAGCUUUCCCCCAUACCGCCGUAUACGGGCGGCGAAGCGCAAAACUCACGACCGUGUAGCACGGGCUUAGAAGACAUCAGCCCCACUCCACUACCGGACUCUGACUCUGAUGACGAGCCCGUCCCGGGCACCGCCUCGCUGGUCAGGUGGAUCGGCUCUCCACUCGAUCGCGAAAACAACAAUCAAGGCAAAGAGGAACAUUCUCGAGGACAUACUGAAACAGACAAAAUGGAGACGAGUCAUCAGUCGUCCGGAGAAGACAUGGAGAUCUCUGACGACGAGAUGCCCGGCACACCCACUGGCAGUGGCGACAAAGGCAUUGUUGUUAACUCGGCCGUGUCGCCGAUCCAGACCCUGGGCCUUCCCCCGCCGGGCUUCCCGCACCUGCCCCACCAGCCCGGCUUCAGCCUGCCGCACCACCACCUGGCCGCCGUGCCCGGUCAUCCGGCUCACCUGGCCGUGCACCCGCACCUGCUGCCCCACGUGGCUCACUACGCUCCCGGCAUGAUCCCUCUGGUCCAAAUGGAGCUGAUGAACUGUUUGCGGUGGGAACAGUGGAGCACGGUUCCCAUGUCCUUUCAAAUGCAGCAGCAGAUGCUGAGUCGCAUGGCGCAGACUAGAGGCCCGUAUCCAUACCCUCAUUACCUGGACGGCGCCGCUGCCGGGCCCUUCGCAGCGCCGUACCCGCAUCCCUCUGUGGGUGCCACGCACGUGCCAGGACAAGCGUGGCAGCAUCCCAGCAUGCCCGUGUUCAACCCAUCCGUUCCUCCUCCCGGCUACGAGAGCAAAAAGGAGGACCCCCAUAAGGCCACCGUUGAAGGGGUGCUGCAAGUCAUCGUCAAAGAACUGAAGGCCAUCAUGAAGAGGGAUCUCAAUCGCAAAAUGGUAGAGGUGGUUGCCUUCAGAGCCUUUGACGAGUGGUGGGAGAAGAAGGAACGCUCGGCCAAGGCAUCCUUGACUCCAAUCAAAGGUUCAGAAGGAAAGGAGGAAGAGCGACCGAAACCCAAAGAGACCAUCGGUUCAAGUCUGCUGGAGAACUGGAACAAGGGCGAGAGCCUGGGCUAUGAAGGGAUGGGAUUAGGAAUUGGCCUGCGAGGAGCCAUUCGCUUGCCCUCCUUCAAGGUGAAAAGAAAGGACCCACCUGAAGCCAUUACCGCGGGGGAAAAUAAACGAGCACGACCCUCCAUUCCCGUUGAUGACGAGCUUGAGGAUGAAGACCGCGAUCGAGACCCAACGGAACUCCCUUCGGACGACUCUAAAAUGGACGGCGAUGGCAUUUCGAUCAAGAGGAGACACUCGCGCCCGCUGGACCUCGACAGCGAGGGCGAAGAGGAGGCGGAAACCUCGGGGAAAGAAGAGUCGUUGGGCGAUCGAGAGGAAGAACCCGACGAGACGGCGCCCGCCGAAAAGCUGUCGCCGAGCAAGAACGACGACGAAGCCGACAGAGACUCCUCCAGCGACAGCACCUCUUCCGAUUCAUCUGACGACGAAUCGGAAAGUUCGGCGUCCUCCGGGAGCAGCUCUGGCUCCUCGUCGGCCAGCUCCGACUCCUCAGAGUACGAGUUGAGCUCGGAAGAAGAGGUGUCGGAAGCGGAGGUGGAAGAAGACGACGUGGGAAAAGCUAGCAAGACCUCCUCUUCCUCUUCGUCGUCUUCAUCUUCGUCCUCCGACGAAGAAGGAGGGAUGGACGCCGAGACGCCGGGUCCCACGGCUGACGCAACAGAGGAGAUGAGCAACAUACCUAAAGUCAGACCUCCGAGUCCUGAGGAGGAGUUUGUGGAGGAGCAAAAACCACCAUCGCCUAAAGUCAUCCCAGUCAAAGUGGAAGAGGUCAGCAGUGAUGAAAUUGGCGGCGUGAAGGCGGAGUAUAUCCGGCCUCCCACACCGACAGGAGCCCCGCCGUCCGACAGCGAGCAGGAAAGCAAGAGCAGAGGUAACGUGGCGGCCCAGGGAACGCCCGCGACGCCAGGCGGAUUAGCCCCGUGCCACCUCCCAUCCGAAGCCCCCGCACCCCGAAGCGCUUCGACCUCUUUAAUGCGCCUCCCUCUCCCGCCUCGCCCGACAGUAGAAGGCGGCUCGCUCCUCCGGCCGCCCUUGGAACGGGCUCGCCCGGCCACGGACGAGGAACUCCCGAGGACGCCCGGCCGGGAUCUGACGGAACGAGCCCGGAGUCUGGGCAAGUCUCAGAGCACGGACACGGUGCCGAGGACGCCAGGUAGUGACGCCCCGCUAACGGGGAGCAGCCUGUUGCUCAGCUCCCCUCACGUUCCCGGUAGUCCUUUCUCUUACCCCGCUCAGUCCCCUGUCCUAAGCGCCGGAGUCCCUCGCACUCCGGGUCGGGACUUAACCUUUGCCCCCGUCUUCCCCGACCCCUCUGCGCUUAAUCGAAAGAUCUCCUCCGAGAGCCCGGACGAACGGCCCGUGUUUAAGGAGCCGCACGUUGCCGCCUUAGCUAACCGAGCCUCGUCAACAGGUACGGUACUUCCGGCCGGCUUCCCCGGGGACGAUUCUGAGACGUCUGACGACGUCCCGUCGACGAAGAAACCCGUACGGCUCAAAGGGAAAAGGGUCCCGCUGAUCUCCGAGUCCCCGGAAGGAACUCCUUUGCGAGACGCUUCUCCCGACGGCGACUCGAGGGCAGGGGAAGAACCUAGGACGGCGCCCCCCGACUCUGAGGACGGCUUCCUCUCUUACGAAGAGGACGCCCCAGUGACGGUCAAGCCGGCGCGGCGCACGCGGCGAGGCUGGGAGGAGCUUCUCCUGGACAGCCUGUCCCCUGUCACCACGCCGCCUCGCUCCUACUUCUCCAGACGCAGCGACUUUGAGGAGAUGACCAUCUUGUACGACAUUUGGAACGAGGGCAUCGACGAGGAGGACAUCCGCUUCCUGCAGAUCACUUAUGAUAAGAUGCUGCAGCAGGACAACGGCAACGACUGGCUGAACGACACGCUUUGGGUUAAUCAUCCUCAAACCAACGUCCCCCGGGUUAAGAAGAAAAGGCGAGACGACGGCAUGAGGGAUCAUGUCACUGGCUGCGCUAGAAGCGAAGGCUACUAUAAGAUCGACAAGAAGGACAAGAUCAAGUACCUGCAGAGCACGCGGCUGCAGUCUGAGGAGCCGCCCAUUGACACGCAGGGCAUGAGUAUUCCUGCGCAAGUCCACGCGUCCACCAGAGCCGGUUCAGAGCGGCGGUCCGAGCAGCGACGCUUGUUGUCGUCCUUUGCGUGUGACAGCGACCUGUUGAAGUUCAACCAGCUCAAGUACCGCAAGAAGAAGAUUCGAUUCUGCAAGUCGCACAUCCACGACUGGGGGUUGUUCGCUUUGGAGCCCAUCGCUGCGGACGAUAUGGUCAUUGAGUACGUGGGUCAAAACAUCAGACAGGUGAUCGCGGACAUGCGCGAGAAGCGUUACGAAGAGGAGGGCAUCGGUAGCAGUUACAUGUUCCGCGUGGACCACGACACCAUCAUUGAUGCCACCAAAUGCGGGAACUUUGCACGUUUCAUCAACCACAGCUGCAACCCCAACUGUUACGCCAAGGUGAUCACGGUGGAGUCGCAGAAGAAGAUCGUCAUCUAUUCUCGGCAGCCCAUCAACGUCAACGAGGAGAUCACGUACGACUACAAGUUCCCUAUCGAGGACGAGAAGAUCCCUUGCUUGUGCGGGGCUGAGAACUGCAGGGGGACUCUCAACUGAGGGGGAAAACUGCCAGCGUUGAUUGUUUACGAUUUAUGGUGCUGUUCCGAAAUAAGUGAACAACAAGAUGACGUAACUGUUUAGAGAAGCCCCUACAAAUUGCUCCUUUACUACAUACUAACAGAUUUCGAUUAACAUUUCGACCCAAACAAUCGUUGACUGCACAAAACGAAGGAAUAAUGAGGAAAAUGGCUCACUCUUAAGCUUCUGUACGUCAUUUAAUAAUUCAUUUUUACUCAUUUGAGGAGGCUUCUCAUGGCAUAUGUUUCCGUCAGUGUUUAAAUGUUCAAUGCACUUCCGCUUUGCCUGGCAGACAAGAUUUUUCAAUACUGGAGUAUUGUUUUGUGAAUAUAUUGUACACUUGUACAGGAAAUCUGCAACUUUUUUAUACGUCAUCACUCGGUUUCACUUUUAAGAUGUUUUGUAGGAAAAAAAAGACUGAAUAUUUAAAAACGAAAAAAGGCAAAAAAGUAUUAUCAGGGAUCUGUAAAAGGAAUGGCAAGCUGUUUAUUUAAAGUAAGAAACGUGAAUAGAAGGUCCACUGUGUCACCUUCCAUUUCCCCCAUUUUGGAAAGAUUGUUUCUUGUAGAAACGUCUUGAUUCCUCUCUCUCGUCUCAAACGUGUACAUAAGCUAACUGUGAAUAUUAUAUAAAUAUAUAUAUUUUUGUUCCCUGAGGAUUUGCUACAUCAUCAGAGCUCCGAGAGCUGUGUAACAUAAGAUUGCGAGCGGUGAGCUUGAAGCACCACAUUUCAGCUUGUGUCAAGCUUUGAUUUUUCUUCUCUUUGUAUUCAUUUUUGGGUUGUAAAUUCUAUGAGAAGUUGUUUUGCAGUGUGGAGGAAGAGGAAAUGUGGUGAAUCGGCAUUGGAAGAGGAUUAAAAAAUUCAGCCUGCUCCUCAAGUCUAUUUAUUACAUGGCAAAUGUAUGAAUGUGUUUUGGGGGAGGG
Messenger RNA from Corythoichthys intestinalis (scribbled pipefish), 9085 nucleotides. RefSeq names its product SET domain containing 1B, histone lysine methyltransferase a (gene setd1ba). Gene Ontology annotation, cellular component: Set1C/COMPASS complex. The transcript is spliced from 18 exons. Bases 2894 to 8140 code for a protein of 1748 amino acids. NCBI's taxonomy places the organism in Eukaryota, Metazoa, Chordata, Actinopteri, Syngnathiformes, Syngnathidae. Gene Ontology annotation, molecular function: histone H3K4 methyltransferase activity; RNA binding; protein binding. The record is from RefSeq and is a predicted model, not a curated record.